Messenger RNA from Ascochyta rabiei, 2256 nucleotides. RefSeq lists its product as uncharacterized. Lineage: Eukaryota; Fungi; Ascomycota; Dothideomycetes; Pleosporales; Didymellaceae. The record is from RefSeq and is a predicted model, not a curated record. Bases 1 to 2256 code for a protein of 751 amino acids. The transcript has 3 exons.
AUGAAGCUGUGCGAGUACUGCAUCACGAAUGUCCUUGAGAGCAAGGUGUCUUGGGACUAUCACAACCACUCCUACGAUGCUCUUACGCCGUCGUCAAAGUAUCGCUGCCUAUUCUGCUCGACACUUCGACAAGACAUCAGGAGGGUCGCACCGUGGUUGAGAGAGUCUGAUUAUGCAGAUGCAUGGCCGGUUUAUCGCUGGAGCAUGAGAAGCCUAGCGAGGAUACGAGAAAGCCUGGAGACAAUAGUCGUGACCUUCCGGUACGUGCCACCUAAGAAAAGGCCAGGUGGAAGUUCAAGUGAGGAGGAAGCAAACAUCGCGCUUCCAACAAGGACAUUUUUUCUUUUCCCAGACAAAGAGCUCCAGCCACUGCCGACCGCAGAGAAGCUUGGAAACACAACAAAUCCAGCUAUAAAUGGUGGCUACCAAAUCCGAUCAUGGGUCGAGAAUUGCGACAAAUCACAUACAGACUGUAUGAGACGGAGGAAGGCCACCCCCAGGACCUCACGCUUCAUACCAACCCGUUUGCUCGACAUUAGCGGCCUACCUGAAUCGCCAAUUCGAGUGAUCGAAACAGCCACAACAACCGUACAGGGUCCGUACUGUUCCCUCUCGCACUGCUGGGGAAAGCCCGAUUUUGUCCAACUGCGCGAUAACAACAGAAAGUCGUUCAUGACCGACGGCGUGCCGUGGAACCUCUUCACCAAAAAUUUCAAACAGGCAGUCGAGGUUGCUCGCUUCCUUGACGUGGGAUACAUUUGGAUCGACAGCUUAUGUAUUAUCCAAGGUAGCGCAGAAGACUGGGUGCAGGAAGCGAGCCGGAUGCAUUUGGUCUACAGGAAUAGCUAUUGUAACAUAGCGAUUGCAGACUCGGUCGGCCAGUAUGGAGGUGCUUUCCGUACACGUGAACCUACAGAUGUUUCGCCAGUAUUGUAUCAGUCCAGCCAAGACUCACCAAUGUUUGCUGGAAAGGCUUGGAGGGCUGUACCUGAGGACCUUUGGGCCCGCGAGCUACUUCAAUCAAGUCUUUACACCCGCGGAUGGGUGUUCCAAGAACGAAUGUUGUCGCCGCGAAUACUCCACUUUGCUAGGAACCAGGUGUUUUGGGAUUGUCCAUCUCUGAGUGCGUGUGAGGCGCUGCCAGCCGGCUUACCACGGUCAAUGGACAUCACGGCGGGACCUGACAGACACUGGAGAGGCAGAUUACAAGAGCCUGGAGAAAGCCGUGAUCUUGCCGGACCGAACGAUCAACCACUAUCAGUGUACUGGCAAACCGCCGUACGGAAUUACACAAGCUGUAAUUUGACACAACGCUCAGACAAGCUCAUCGCGCUGUGGGGGGUUGCAAAAUUGAUUAAGGACGCAAUGGGCGUGGAAUAUGGCGAGGGCCUCUGGGAAGACAACCUCGAAGAUCAAUUGACAUGGCGGGUCGCAGAAUGCAGACUAAAGGAGCGUCCUGUCACUGAGAAACGAAAAAUUCCCUCAUGGUCCUGGGCCUCGAUGGAUGGCGAGAUCAUAAUCGCUGACAGACUAUCCGACAAGAAACACUGGACAGUAUGUGACCACAAUGGUCGUCCCCUGGAGCUUGAUCUGGUUGGAGUCAAGCGCUACGCGCGAGUGUUGCAAUCAGCAUCUGGCGAAACAGCGCACUUUCUGCAGCAUCGUGUGCAGAGCGAUAGUGUGUUGGAGGUCAAAAGUCCGAAGCACAAUAUUCGAAAGGAGAGAUCCGGCCACCAGAGUGGAGAUCAUGUCGGCAAAGAAAAACUCCUCAAGGUCGUCGAUGAGAACGCCGAGCCGAUCCUUCACAAUGCCUCGAUUGCGAUCCAAGGACAUGUUGGUUGCGGAAUGCUUGAAUUUGAUGAGGUCAAGAAAGUCUGGCUCCUUCAUCUUCACGACGCAAGCGAUCUCGACAUCGAGGCCUAUCCAGACACAAUACCGGGCUCUAGAGGACUACAGCACCACUCCAGGUUUGUGGUGUUAUCAGCCAAGAAGGUAGUCCAACCAAAAUCAGAGGUGGCUAGCCCUCUAUUUGAGACACGCCAUCUCAGCGAAGACGCCGAGAUUGAAGGACGCGGCAUUCUCUUGAGAGCUGUUGGGGAAAAUGACAAAGAAUAUCAUUUUCAAAGAACUGGGGCCUUCCGCUUCCGUGUCGCAAACGAACAAACGUUCCGUCUACUCUUGGUUUCGGCUGGUGGGCAGAACCUCCCCCCCAAAAAGUACAACGCUGGAAGGGGGUUGAAGUUUUGGCUGGACUGA